This is a messenger RNA of Fonsecaea nubica, 582 nucleotides long. RefSeq lists its product as hypothetical. The record is from RefSeq and is a predicted model, not a curated record. Bases 1 to 582 code for a protein of 193 amino acids. NCBI's taxonomy places the organism in Eukaryota, Fungi, Ascomycota, Eurotiomycetes, Chaetothyriales, Herpotrichiellaceae. The transcript is spliced from 3 exons.
AUGUCCUUCCCGACCGUGCGACGAAUCGUGACCGGCCACGACCCCAACACGGGAAAAUCGAUAAUCGAGUCCGACCGGGCCUUGACGCCAGCAAACCCACUGGACCCGACCGGCGCCGCCCCCACGGGCAUCAUCCCGGGCUUCACCAACAUCUUCCGCACGGCGGGGGUGCCGGCCGCCAACGUGCAGGGUGCCUGGACAGACGUGCACGGGCGGAAGGUCGGCCUCGUCGACCCCUCGGGCGUGUACUGCCGCGUGGUGGAUUUCCCGGCCCUGCCCGAGGUCGGCACGAGGGACGAGGUCAACAUCAUGCACCGCACGCAGAGCGUCGACUUUGGCGUUGUCCUGAGUGGGACGAUCACGCUGGUGUUGGACGACGGGUCUGAGACGGUCAUGAGCGAGGGGGACAUCUGUGUCCAGAGGGGGACGAAUCAUGCAUGGAAAAACGUCAGCCCCAAACCCUGCCGCGUGCUCUUCGUGCUGGUCCCCUCGGUCCCCAUCCAGGACGAAUCCACAGGCGAGCCGUUCCCGCUGACGGACACGGCGCACCUCGUGGAAGAGACGCACAUGGCGGGGUUGUGA